CUCUCUUCGCUGUAAGGAGUUUCCUUACGUGGGCAGAAGGAGUCACUCGCUUAAAGGAGCCGCAGGAUGUCUGGCCGAGGCAAGCAGGGAGGCAAGGCGAGAGCCAAGGCCAAGUCUCGUUCUUCCCGAGCGCUCAACAAACUGCUGGGCAAAGUGACGAUCGCUCAAGGGGGCGUGUUGCCCAAUAUCCAGGCGGUCCUCUUGCCCAAGAAGACGGAAAGCCAUAAAGGCAAGUGAAGCUGCUGUUGCCUCGCCGAACUGAACCCAAAGGCUCUUAUUAGAGCCACCUACCUCCUUAAGGAAAGAGCUGACCGUCUCUUCCUCUUAUAAUGGGAAUAGCGCUUUUUGUUUGCUUGCUCCGGCACUCCGAAUAAUUGUCAAGAAGUCGUCAAACAGUGAUCGGCUUUGAACGAACACGAAGGUCAUUUUUUUAAAGCGUGUCUCAGAUUAAUUGAUUUAUAUCUUGUCUAUAGGAGCUCUAAUCUGCCUACAUCGUAGCCCUUUGAUCCCCAUUUUUUCUCCUAACAAGUCUUGGAUGGAUGGGACUGAGAGAUUAGGGGGAGGCACUGACCCAAAAUAAUUCAAUGAGCUUCCACAGCUCAGGGGGGACUUCAACCUUGGUCACCCAGGGGUUUAAUGCUGUCAGAAACAGCUGACUUACAUGGUGGGUCAGAUCUAAUGCUGUAGAUUAAAUGCUUGUUAUCUGGAGGGUUGAGAAGGGUUCAAGCACAGCGUGGGUGAGGCUUUGCAUCAUGCUGGAAGUUUAAAUAACUGGAGGCUGCGUUACCAGCCACUAAUGUGGUCCAAUGGGCUCGAAAUUUGUGUCCAAAAUGUGGAAGCGACAUGUACUUUUAACAAGAUCAGGUGUAAACAGAUUUCCAAAUCAGAAGACAAAAACAAAAUAUCGUUCAGUUAAUCUGUAUUUCCCCAAAGUUGCUCUGGAGCUCAGAGAAACAAGAGUGGCGGCUAUUCUCAGUGGGGGAAAAUAAAGUGGGUGUCUUCCCUUUUUUCAUCAGGGUGAGGUGUACCUUUGUAGCAAAGAAACAGCUGAAAAACAACUACCAAAAAUCCCCUAAGGGGUUCUUUACCUAUGCUGGUGAGAUCCCUGUGGGUUUUUUUUUCUUUUAGCUGCAGAAAUUAAAUCAGAUUGUUACUUGAAUCUACUGUCUUCAGAGCUGCAUUCCCUCCAGGUCCAUGACUUUGAAUGGAUCUGGUUUGGCAGGAAGCCGUGACCUGGUACUAGCCAGUUUCCAGGGAUAUGCUACAACUCAACACCUGAAAUCUGAAUAGGGGUGAAGGUUUGGACAUCACUGAAGUAGGAGAAAAAAAGUUCCAAAGCUAAUGAGGAAGGGUUGUUUUUUUCCCCCCUGUAAUAAUUGGUCUGCAGUGGGAUUUUUCUUCCACGUUAACCAAAGCAGUCAGGCAGACUGGGUUAAGGUUGGAAAACACCAUAACAGCACUCCUGGGAAUGUACAAGUCACACUGCCUCCAGCUUAAACCUAUAUUUGGAGCUAUCUGGUGAAUAAAAC
Molecule: messenger RNA, 1529 nt
Organism: Python bivittatus (Burmese python)
Lineage: Eukaryota; Metazoa; Chordata; Lepidosauria; Squamata; Pythonidae
Source: RefSeq, a predicted model, not a curated record